Corylus avellana is the source of this 984-nucleotide messenger RNA. Lineage: Eukaryota; Viridiplantae; Streptophyta; Magnoliopsida; Fagales; Betulaceae. The record is from RefSeq and is a predicted model, not a curated record.
AUGGAAGGGCAAGUUGGCCAGCUAGCGAAUCAAGUGGGGGAAAGAGAAAAAGGAAAGUUCCCAAGUCAACCGAUACCUAACCCAAAAGGGCAAUUUGUUAUUGGGAGUUCCUCUGCCUCAACUCAUGGUCAGGAGCAUAUGCAAGCCAUCACCACUUUGAGGUUAGGCAAACAAGUGGAUAAUCAAGUGGUCAUGCCUAAAGAGGCCACUGAGGCUGCAGAAGAGAAGGAAAACCAGGACAAGCUUGCAGAAGACACAAGACCCGACAUUGCCAUUCCGAUUGCUGAGGAUCCUUCCAGAAAGUAUAUACCCAAAGCUUCGUAUCCAGAAAGACUAAUAGCACCAAAGAAAGCUUUCAAGAGGAAGACGAAUGUCCCCAACUCUAUCUUAGGAGUUGGAUUUGGGGGCCAGUGUAAAUCUACUGCCAUAUUCAGUAUAUGUUCAGCUGGGAUUGGGAGAGUUGAAAUCCACUUCAAUUACACUUCAGUAAGGCGACAAAUUGUGAAGGUUCCAAGGGGAAUUAUUGAAGACGUGCUGAUCAAAGUUGAUAAGUUCUACUACCCUCUGGACUUCAUCAUCUUAAAUACAGAGACGGAAAAUGCAGAAAUUCAAGUUCCAAUCAUAUUAGGGCAGCCAUUUGAGUGUGAGGAGGUUAGAAGCACAUGCUUAAUUGAGGAGAUAGUAGAGAAAACUGUCAAUGAACCAUAUAUUGAAGACCCCUUAGGAGAAUGCCUGAUUGCACUGGGAAGUGACAUGAAACUGGACAUACUAUUGGAACAAGAUGACGCCUUGUUAGACUCAACUCCUAAGAUAGAGACGGAGACUGCAGAAAUUACUUUGACAUCAUCCCCUGAUCCAUCUUCAUUAGCAGUUGAGCUUGUCAAGCGGGAGUUGAAGCCUCUACCUGACACCCUGAAGUACAAGUAUCUAGAUCCUACAGAAUCUCUACCAGUGAUCAUUGUUGCCGGCCUAGAUAGUGAUUAG